Messenger RNA from Dioscorea cayenensis subsp. rotundata (Guinea yam), 1449 nucleotides. Its product is annotated as spermidine coumaroyl-CoA acyltransferase. The record is from RefSeq and is a predicted model, not a curated record. The transcript has a single exon. Lineage: Eukaryota; Viridiplantae; Streptophyta; Magnoliopsida; Dioscoreales; Dioscoreaceae. The coding region runs from base 2 to 1351 and encodes 449 amino acids.
AAUGGCUACCACCCUCAAUGACCUUAUUCCAAUUGAGAAGGAAAACAUCAUCAUGGUGAAGCCUUCACAACCCACUCCUUCUCCUCUUCUCUCCCUCUCCACCAUUGACAAUGAUCCUAACCUUGAACUCAUAUGCCAAACCAUCUAUGUCUAUAAAUCUAAUGAAACUAAGCUUGAUCCAACCUCCAUCAUCAAACAAGGCCUUGAAAAAUCUCUAGUUGAGUUCUAUCCCUUAGCAGGGAGACUCAAGAGAUACAGUGAAGAUAACAAGCUUAAAGUCAAGUGCAAUGGAGAAGGAGUUCCAUUUUUAAGUGCAACAACAACAUGCACACUCUCUUCACUUAACUACUUUUAUGAUGUAAGUGUUGAUAUUGCAAAGAAGUUUGUUCUUCAGUUUGAGUCUCAAAGUGAGGAUGGAAUUCAUCCUUUAAUGUUCCAAGUGACAAGGUUUUCAUGUGGAGGUUUUACAGUAGGGAUGGGGUUAUCCCAUUCCAUCUGUGAUGGCUUUGGAGCUUCUCAGUUUUUCCGGGGAGUGGCCGAGCUCGCCGCCGGCAAGUUAGAGCUCUCGGUGAAGCCAGUGUGGGAGAGGGAGAGGCUUUUGGCCAACCCAAAUGAAGAACCACUCCAUUUCCCUUAUUCUAAGGAUUCACUAGCAUGUUCUCCUCACUUACCAUGCAAUGAUCUCUUGCAUGCAAGCUUUGAUGUUAAGGCUGACAGCAUUCAAAAACUUAAGCUUGAACUUAGCUCUGAUACUAUAAAACUUGGCUCUGAUACCAUUACUACAUUGGAGGCCCUUGGUGGGUUUGUUUGGAGGGCAAGGAUUAGAGCCUUGGAGAUGAACUCAGAUGGAAAGGUGCAAUUCUCAUUGGCCAUAGGAAUGAGGAACCUUUUGGACCCUGCCCUUAAUAAAGGAUACUAUGGCAAUGCCUUCAUUGGUUCUCAUGUAUUCAUGGAUGGGAAGGAGCUUUGUGAAGGGCCACUAUCAAGAGUUGCAUGGCUUAUUAAGGAGAGCAAGAGGAGAGCAAUGAGGAAGGAAUACUUGGGACCAUAUUUGGGAAUGAUGGAGAGAUUCAAUCAAGAAAACAAGAAGGUUGAGGCCAGUGGAGCUGCUACUGUAUUAACUGAUUGGAGGCAUAUGGGGCUAUCAGGCGUCGAUUUCGGGUGGAACAACUCGGUGAACGUUGUUCCGGUGCCGUGGAGAAUGUUCGGACAUGUCGACCUUGUGGUCUUUAUGCCGCCAUUUGGUUUGGAUCCGGCAAUGAAGGGCGGAGUUAGGGUUUUAGUUUGUCUUCCUAGGGUUGCCAUGGCCAAGUUCAAGGAGGAGAUGGCUACUCUUUCAACUGUCGUCUGAAGCUCAAUGGAUGCAUGCAAUAAUAUGUUGUUAUUGUGUUAACUUUGCCUUUGUUUUCUUAUUAGUGAUAAAUGUCUUUUUAACAAGAGUUAUAUCAA